Messenger RNA from Linum tenue, 1058 nucleotides. The record is from the annotation of a GenBank genome assembly. Lineage: Eukaryota; Viridiplantae; Streptophyta; Magnoliopsida; Malpighiales; Linaceae.
AACAAACUGAGUUACAUACUUUUGUUGAAACUAGCCGCCGUCGGCAGGUCUCAGGCAGCGCAGAAAUGGCUAGACUGAUACGGCCCUUGCGCCAACAAUGGCCGCAGCUCAAUAACCACCAUUGUUGCCGCUCCAGUCCUUCGCUCCACCAUCUCCUGACCUCUCCAACUUCAACAUUAAGCUGCUGCAGAGCCGCUCCGCAACUUGUCUGUUUCGCUGCUACCCCUAUCUCCUCUCACCGCAGCGUCCACACUCGCACUCGCGCACGCGGUCCGAGAUUCGCAAACGCUCCGCGGUCGGCCGACGUCGACGAGAAGGAAGGCGAGAGCGGAGGCAGCGAUUCCGAAUCCGAUGGAAAGAAGAGCCGCAACGAGAAGAAGCGCGAGGCUCGCCGCGCCGUCCGUUGGGGGAUGGAGCUCGCCGCCUUCGCUCCUCCGCAAAUCAAACGGAUUCUCAGGCAGUUGAGUUUCUGUAAAGAUAUUGUAGCUAAGGUGUUUGUUCAAUUGUCGCAGAAAUUCGGACCAGACGUCAAAGAAGGGAAGCGAAGGCAAUAUAACUAUAUCGGUAAGCUGCUUCGUGAUGUAGAACCAGAGCUAAUGGACGCCUUGAUCCACGCAACCAAAGAUGGGGACUGGAGUAGGCUGCAGACCGUUCCUGGUUUCAAAGCUGAAGAAGCCAAUGACAAAGAAAUCGAAGAUGAAUUCGAAGAGGAAGAAGAGGUUUCUGAGGAGCACAUUGAGAUGUCAACCAGAUGGUUUGAUGGUUUAAUCACAAACGACGUUGACAUAACCAAAGAAGUUUAUGCAGUUCGCGUGGUUGAUUUUGAUCGUCAGGAGUUGCGGAAACUAGUACGAAAAGUGCAUGCAGUUCAAGAACGGGAAUCUGAUGGAGACGAGGAGAGUGAGAAGAAGGCGGCCGCUGCCAUGGCCACUGCCAAGAAGUCGCUCAACAGGUUCCUUCGUAUCCUUGCCAAGCAGAUGCCUACUGAAUAAUGAUACUGAAUCCAAUGCUAUUGAGUUUUAAUAAGAAAAAGAUGAUUAUUUCAUCAUUGGGCAAGU